Messenger RNA from Danio aesculapii, 1033 nucleotides. RefSeq lists its product as uncharacterized. Lineage: Eukaryota; Metazoa; Chordata; Actinopteri; Cypriniformes; Danionidae. The record is from RefSeq and is a predicted model, not a curated record. The coding region runs from base 1 to 753 and encodes 250 amino acids. The transcript has 5 exons.
AUGGCUCACGUGUUUGUUUUGGUCUGCUUGUGGCAUCUGACUGGUGUGUUGGGUGAAUCAGUGUCAGUGACGGAGGGAGAUUCAGUCACUUUACACACUGGGUUAACUGAAUUGAUGGAUGAUGAACUGAUUAAGUGGAAGUUUGGAGCUGAAAACACUUUAAUUACUAAAAUCAAUGUAAUGGCCAGCAGUCUCACUGUAUAUGAAGAUGUUCUCGAUGGGAGAUUCAGAGACAGACUGAAGGUGGAUCAUCAAACUGCAUCUCUGACCAUCACAAACAUCAGAUCUGAACAUGCUGGAGUUUAUCAACUACAGAUCAACAGCCUGAGCAAGAGUUUCAACAUCUCUGUUUAUGCUCGUCUGCCUGUUCCUGUCCUCAUCUUCAACUCUCCUCAGAGUUCUUCAUCAGUGCAGUAUUGUUCAGUGUUGUGUUCAGUGGUGAAUGUGAGCGCUGUGAGUCUCUCCUGGUACAAAGGAAACAGUUUAUUGUCCAGCAUCAGUGUGUCUGAUCUCAGCAUCAGUCUCUCUCUACCUCUGGAGGUGGAAUAUCAGGAUAAAAACACCUACAGCUGCGUGAUCAACAACACCAUCAGCAACCAGACCACACAUCUGGACAUCAACACACUCUGUCAGACAUCUGAAGGUACUUAUCCAACUGCUGUGCUCCGAUUGGUCGUCACUGCUCUGAUGGGUGUGGCUGCUGCGGCUGCUGUUGUUCUCCUGGUCAAUGACAUCAGAUCUACAAGAGCUUAAAAGACAAAAACAGGACAUUAUCAUAAAUAUCAAGAUGCAUAAUGUUCAUUUAUUCCUUUUCUUUUCGGCUUAGUCCCUUUGGGGUUGCCACAGCGGAAUGAACCACCAACUUAUCCAGCAUAUGUUUUACACAGCAAAUGCUCUUCCAGCUGCAACACAUCACUGGAAACAUCCAUACACUCUCAUACACUAUGGACAAUUUAGCUUACCCAAUUAACCUAUACCACAUGUUUUUGGACUUGAGGGGGAAACCGGAGCCCCAGGAGGAAACCCAUGUGAA